Messenger RNA from Knipowitschia caucasica, 363 nucleotides. NCBI's taxonomy places the organism in Eukaryota, Metazoa, Chordata, Actinopteri, Gobiiformes, Gobiidae. The record is from the annotation of a GenBank genome assembly.
AUGCUCCAGGAGUCUUUAGAGGUGAUGAGAGAGGGUGCAUUCAGUGACAUCAGGUGGAACAGACAAGAUUUUGGUCAUGCGGCCCUGGCUCUGGGGCAGGCUGCACUCUGCGACACGGUCCCAUCAGCGUCAGACCUCCUGGAGGAGAAGUCUCGCUCUGACAAUAAUCACACAGUAAGUUUAGAGCUGAGCCGAGCCAAGCGCACACGACUCCCCAGACGAAGGCACACUCCAUUUAACUCUGCAGGGGGUUGUGGCAGGCUCGGAUAUGGGAUGAAGCAAGAGGAAAGGAUGUGUUUUUUUUUGGAGGAGAAGAAGAAGGCGGAGGGGAUAGACCCAGACUGGGGACAAAUAUGGAAAUGA